This is a messenger RNA of Cotesia congregata, 669 nucleotides long. The record is from the annotation of a GenBank genome assembly. NCBI's taxonomy places the organism in Eukaryota, Metazoa, Arthropoda, Insecta, Hymenoptera, Braconidae.
AGAAAGAUGAGCAGCUCAGAAGAGGUGUCCUGGAUUUCGUGGUUCUGCGGACUCCGAGGAAAUGAAUUUUUUUGUGAGGUCGACGAAGAUUAUAUACAAGAUAAAUUUAAUCUUACCGGAUUAAAUGAACAAGUUCCACAUUAUCGUCAGGCAUUGGACAUGAUUUUAGAUUUAGAACCUGACGACGAUUUGGAUGAUAAUCCAAAUCAAUCGGAUUUAAUUGAGCAAGCAGCAGAAAUGCUUUAUGGCCUCAUUCACGCUCGCUAUAUUUUGACGAAUCGUGGAAUAGCUCAGAUGAUUGAAAAGUAUCAAGCUGGUGAUUUUGGCCAUUGCCCACGUGUUUACUGUGAGUCUCAACAAAUGUUGCCACUCGGAUUAAGUGAUGUUCCUGGUGAAGCCAUGGUUAAAAGUUACUGUCCUAAAUGCAUGGAUGUUUACACACCAAAAAGUUCACGACAUCAUCAUAAUGAUGGUGCAUAUUUUGGCACUGGAUUUCCUCAUAUGUUGUUUAUGGUUCAUCCAGAAUAUCGACCUAAACGUGCUACAAAUCAAUUUGUUCCUCGAUUGUACGGCUUCAAAAUCCACCCUUUAGCUUAUCAAAUGCAACAACAAUCGGCAGCAACAUUUAAAGCUCCAUUACGUGCACUUUAUAAUAAUGGCAAACGUUAA